Messenger RNA from Cadophora gregata, 1551 nucleotides. RefSeq lists its product as uncharacterized. Gene Ontology annotation, biological process: carbohydrate metabolic process. The record is from RefSeq and is a predicted model, not a curated record. The coding region runs from base 437 to 1360 and encodes 307 amino acids. NCBI's taxonomy places the organism in Eukaryota, Fungi, Ascomycota, Leotiomycetes, Helotiales, Ploettnerulaceae. The transcript is spliced from 3 exons. Gene Ontology annotation, molecular function: hydrolase activity, acting on carbon-nitrogen (but not peptide) bonds.
AUGUGAUGUUUGGUGCCAAGAAUCGGGGUGUCUUAUCUCCAGACGCUGACAUCAACAGCUGUUAUCGCCCUCAACUCGCUUUGUUGGUUCUCCUACUCCUGCUCCUGUCCUUCUAAAGUACUUGUACCACCUCGAGCAUAUCCUUUCUUCCUCAUCUUUAAGACAAUUGGUCCCCCACUGUUGGACCUUGAUAGCUCCCCACUACUGAUGAGCUGCUCACCUAGGUAUGCCAUGCUCGCUAGAGUCACGGCAGUGGCCGUCAUGUACUAGUCAAUAUAGCUCUACCCCUCCUUGACGAAGUUGAUCUUUCCUCUUAACCCUCAUCCAAGCGGAUGCCAGCAAUCUCCUCCUUCUACUCGAGUAGCACUGUGUACAUUUCGCAUUUCAGCCCGUAGUCCUCACAAUUCCUUUCUCUUAUCUCUGUUUUGCAGCUACAAUGGUUAAGAAAGUUCUGGUAGGCUACGGGGUUGAUAUUGACGCUGUGGCCGGAUGGCUAGGUUCAUAUGGAGGGGAAGAUUCUAGCAGUGACAUUAGUCGAGGGAUGUGGGCAGGCACCAUUGGAGUGCGCCGUCUCCUGAAGCUAUUCGACAAGAACGGACUCAAAGCGACCUGGUUUAUUCCAGGUCAUUCACUAGAUACUUUCCCCGAAGAAUGCGCUCUGAUUCGGGACGGUGGUCAUGAGAUUGGGCUUCACGGAUACUCCCAUGAAAAUCCCGCCGAUAUGACCCUCGAGCAACAGAGAGAUGUCCUCGAUAAGACAUAUCGUAUGCUCUCUGAAUUCUGUGGAAAGCCGCCAAGGGGAAGUGUUGCACCAUGGUGGGAAACAAGUAAAGAAGGCGCCGAGCUACUCCUGAGCUAUGGCAUCGAAUACGAUCACAGCAUGUCCCAUGAUGAUGCUCAGAUGUAUUGGCUACGAAUCGGAGACACGUGGACGAAAAUUGACUAUUCAAAGAAGGCUGAGGAAUGGAUGAAGCCGCUGGUAAAGGGCAAACCCACGGGCCUGGUCGAGAUUCCCGCUUCGUGGUACAUCGAUGAUCUACCUCCAAUGAUGUUCAUCAAGAACUCGCCAAAUUCGCAUGGAUGGGUAGAUACUAAAGUGGUAGAGCAACUCUGGAUGGAUCACUUUGAUUACUUCUAUGAGAACUAUGACGAAUUCUGUUUUCCUAUGACGAUCCAUCCUGAUGUAUCGGGACGGCCACACGUGCUCAAGAUGCACCAAAGGAUCAUCGAUCACAUUAAUAAGCACGAAGGAGUGGAAUGGGUCACGUUCGAAAAGAUGACAGACGACUUCAAGAGUAAAAACACUCCUGAAGCUGGAGCAGUGAUGCCAGCCGAGAAGGGAGCUAUGUUGAAGAAGUGAUGCUGGAAGCUCUGUUCUUUACAUCCCCGCACUUCGAUAGACCCCUUACAUACAAAUGAAUUGUAACUUCCACUCAAUCUCACACUUCCCGAAGCCAAGUUGUGCUAGCUCGCUUACCUUCGUUCUACUCUCCCUCAUCCUCAACUGUCUGAAACUUAUUCGAAGUGGGAGAAAUACAAGGUCCAAUAGCU